AUGAUUACUCCCGGCCUAGAACGUAUUACUCGCCUCCUGGCCCGCACGCCUCUGCCCUGGCGAGCCAUACACGUAGCAGGCACAAACGGAAAAGGCUCCAUAUGCGCCUACAUAUCUCGCAUGCUGGACGUUUAUAACAACUCUCUUCAGAGGCACCGCAACGCUGAUGAAAGGCCCGCCCUGCGGAAGCAUCAGCGUGCUUCUGGUCGAAUGCUAAUAUACGAGCGGUUGAGACACGCUCGAUUCACCAGCCCGCACUUGGUGGAUCGCUGGGAUUGUAUCACGAUCGACGGGCAAACGGUACCUUCCAAAGCUUUCCAUGAUGUGGAGCAGCGCGUGCUGCGGAGGAACGACGAAGAGGAAGUCGGUGCCAGCGAAUUUGAGUUGCUGACUGCCACUGCGUUCGAGAUCUUCACUGAGCACAGGGUGGAUGUUGCUGUUGUUGAAACUGGAAUGGGCGGGAAGCUAGAUGCUACGAACAUCGUCGGGCUGCAAGAAGGCACUGAAAAGCCUGCAUCGCUUUCGUGGGAGGAGUUCAGACCUCUGCCUCUUGUUACUGCCAUCUCGAGUAUCGGGCUUGAUCAUCAAGCUUUCCUGGGUGGUACUUUGGCAGAGAUCACGCGAGCAAAAGCGGGCAUCUUCAAAGAUGGCGUUCCGGCUGUAUAUGAUCACGAGAAUCCGAAAGAGGUUAAAGGGAUUCUUGAAGACGUUGCUCGGAGGAUUUGUAUUCCGAUACGAUCAUUAGGACAUCCUGAAGGGUCAAAGGAUCAUUUAUACGCCUACGAGCACUUAGAGGAGAUGUUGCAGCUCUAUCCACUACCGCCCCAUGCCAAACGAAAUGCCGCGGUCGCAUUAUUGGCCACCUGGACAGCACUCCAGCGACUCGAGCGGCCGCCAUGUUCGACAACAACGGAAGACGAUGUCCUUUUAGGGAAGGAGUGGACGACCGCGAAUGCGUUCAUUGACUCUAUGCUCGACGUCAUACCGGAGACCACCUUUCCAGGACGUCAACAGCUUAUUGACCUUCAAGAUCUGACCGGCCGGAAGCAAGCGGUUCUUCUCGAUGGCGCACACAAUGCAGAAUCUGCUGAGUCGCUGGGGAGAGUCGUCCUCCGUUCUCGAACUCAUCCGGACAGACCGCAUGUGUCUCAGAGAGUUACCUGGGUUCUCGCCGCUUCUGACACCAAAGACCCUAAAGAUAUUCUCACUCCUCUCCUCAAAGACGGAGACACGGUGGUUGCCGUCGAGUUCGGACCUGUGGACGGCAUGCCGUGGGUCAAGCCACUCAACAACGAGCGACUGCUGGAAGCUGCUAGAUCUGUCGUCUCGGAUCUUGAGUCCUUGAACGUACACACGGCUGGUAAAGAUGUGCUGGCUGCAUUGCGAACUGCGAGCCAGAUGGCGAACGGAGGACCGAUGGUCAUUGCAGGAAGUCUGUACCUCGUCGGCGACGUCCUCAGACUUUUACGGGACGCAGAAACUGUCUGA
Saxophila tyrrhenica is the source of this 1488-nucleotide messenger RNA. RefSeq names its product folylpolyglutamate synthase (gene FOL3). Gene Ontology annotation, cellular component: cytoplasm; mitochondrion; cytosol. The coding region runs from base 1 to 1488 and encodes 495 amino acids. The record is from RefSeq and is a predicted model, not a curated record. Gene Ontology annotation, biological process: folic acid-containing compound biosynthetic process. The transcript has a single exon. Gene Ontology annotation, molecular function: tetrahydrofolylpolyglutamate synthase activity; ATP binding; dihydrofolate synthase activity. NCBI's taxonomy places the organism in Eukaryota, Fungi, Ascomycota, Dothideomycetes, Mycosphaerellales, Extremaceae.